This is a messenger RNA of Panicum virgatum (switchgrass), 902 nucleotides long. RefSeq lists its product as uncharacterized. The coding region runs from base 5 to 598 and encodes 197 amino acids. The transcript has a single exon. Lineage: Eukaryota; Viridiplantae; Streptophyta; Magnoliopsida; Poales; Poaceae. The record is from RefSeq and is a predicted model, not a curated record. Gene Ontology annotation, molecular function: acyltransferase activity, transferring groups other than amino-acyl groups.
CGGCAUGGAGCUUGAGCAGGGGGGAGCCCCGGCGGCGGAGCCUGGUGAGGAGGUCACCCUCCGCGAGUUCACGCUGUCGGACGCGGACGCCGAGGCGCUCAUGUCGUGGGCGUCGGACCCGCUCGUGGCCCGCUUCCAGCGCCGCGACGCCUACGAGCACGUGGACCAGGCGCGCCGCUACAUCGCCGGCCACGUCCUGCCGCACCCGUGGUACCGCGCCAUCUGCGCCGGCGGCGUGGUGGUGGGGUCCAUCUCCGUGAAGCCGGCGCCGGCCGAGGAGGGCGGGCGCAUGUUCAGGGCGUCCGUGGGGUACCGCGUGGCGCGCGCGCACUGGGGCCGCGGCGUGGCGACGCGCGCGGUGCGGGCGGCGGCUGCGGCCGUGUUCGCGGCGUGGCCGUGGCUGGUGCGCCUGGAGGCCGUGGCCGACGAGGAGAACCCGGCGUCGCAGCGCGUGCUGGAGAAGGCCGGCUUCGUCAGGGAGGGGACGCUGCGCAAGUACAUCGUGCUCAAGGGCAGGCCCAGGGACAUGGUCAUGUUCAGCCUCGUCGAUACGGACCGUCGCGAGCAGAUGAAGCCCGUCGAGUCCAGUGGGCCGUAGAUUGGCUGCCAUGCGCGCGCUCUCUCUGUGGGCUUUUCUCUGCGUCGCGUCACUCACUCGUAGCACAUUUUGUAAUAUUAUGGUGGUUUCAGUGUUAUGCGACGUCAGCGAGACGUAUACGGUAAUUUUGUUAAUUUCGAAAAAUUACCAAUUUAAUUUUCAAAGAUACUCAUAGGAUAAAAUUUGUAUAGUGCCUUCGUAGAGGUGAGCGUGCGUGAGUGUAAUCUCAGAAAAAUUUACAAUAAUAUUGUAUAUAUCAUGCCACGUAUGAUCUGUGAGUCAAUCUCAAAAAAAAAAGGUAUGA